Monomorium pharaonis (pharaoh ant) is the source of this 2846-nucleotide messenger RNA. RefSeq names its product ras-related protein Rab-35 (gene Rab35). The transcript has 3 exons. The record is from RefSeq and is a predicted model, not a curated record. The coding region runs from base 398 to 1003 and encodes 201 amino acids. Gene Ontology annotation, cellular component: plasma membrane; endosome membrane. NCBI's taxonomy places the organism in Eukaryota, Metazoa, Arthropoda, Insecta, Hymenoptera, Formicidae. Gene Ontology annotation, molecular function: GTPase activity; GTP binding. Gene Ontology annotation, biological process: endocytic recycling.
GCUGGUGACAAUCUGAUGUGGGAUGGGCGUCGCGUUAAACGUAGGAACGCAGCUUUUUUUCUCUCGUCGUAAUGAAAAUGAAUGGUGAUAUCGCGACGUAUAAACAUGGCGAUCAUUUGAUACUGCAGUCGUUCUCCAAUCCAGACGAGGCGCGAGUACUGCGGCUGCUCGUGAUACCGAUGGAAUACGUGCGGAGUGGCGUAAUUCGUACGGUCUAACUAACGUUACCCCCUGACACAUUCGGGGGGCCUCGCGAAGACUAAGGAGACGCGAGAUAUCGCGAAUAAAAAUAUCUCCCAUCGGAACUUGUCGGGUGGCGUAUCGCUUGGUCGUUUUUCCAUAAGGCUGCUGCGACGCGGAAUCGAAAGGAGGAGCAACGCGCGUCGUGUACGCUAAGAUGGCCCGGGAGUACGACCAUCUGUUCAAGCUGCUCAUUAUAGGAGACAGUGGUGUAGGUAAGAGCUCACUGCUUCUGAGAUUUGCUGACAAUACCUUCAAUGGCAGUUACAUAACUACAAUAGGAGUGGACUUUAAGAUACAGACUGUGGAGGUAGAUGGUGAGCGAGUAAAGCUGCAAAUUUGGGAUACCGCUGGACAAGAACGUUUCCGGACAAUAACUUCAACUUACUACAGGGGAACACAUGGCGUUAUAGUUGUGUACGAUGUGACCAGCGGUGAUACAUUCGCGAACGUUAAACGGUGGUUGCACGAAAUCGAACAGAAUUGUGAUGUGGUUAACAGGGUACUUGUAGGAAAUAAAAAUGAUGCGCCUAAUCAGAAGGUGGUAUUAACAGAAGAUGCACAGAGAUUUGCCAAUCAAAUGGGAAUCCAGUUAUUUGAGACUUCUGCCAAGGACAACAUCAAUGUUGAGGAGAUGUUUAUGGCGAUAACGCGGCAAGUGUUGCGGACCAAAAAAGAGCGUAAGGAACGGCAAGCCAUACAGACUAAUGAGAUAGUCAACUUGAGGAAAAACACAAAACAGCACAGGAAAAAAUGUUGUUAGCGAGUGUCGUAUAAACACGCUAUUCCCUAUAAACAAAAUAUUCUUUGAUACGAUAAUUAGGACAGAAUAAAACAGAGAGCAUGUGUUAAUAUUACACGAGUGGACAUGAGGCGCUGGAAACCCUGAUAUUUUCUAACACUGAGUUUUGUAUUCCAAUUACGAUACCUAAGAUUGUAUCCUAACUGAAGUAUACUUUUUUGAUGAUAGUAUUUAACAUAAUAGAAUCGAAAUAUCGAACAAGCGCAUAAAGGCUUAUUUAGUGAAAAUACAAUCGUGUGUGCGGCAUUCAUUUUUUAAUAUGUCAACUACUUGGCGUGCUAUGUUGACGGCCUAUUCAUUUGUAAUAUUUACGGAAAGGUAACUCGCUCAUAUACGCGUAUGUAUUUAAAAAAAAUCAUUGUUUCACAUACACAUUUUUUUAAACACAUUUUGUACACAAAUGCAUUUCAUUCAUAUCAUGUCGUUGAACAAAGACAUCAUAACUGACGAACAUUAUUAUCAACAUCUUCCGCCAGUUUUUUUCUAGAGUCAUUUUGGUCAUUGUAAAAUUUUGCUGCAUUCAAUAAUGAGUUACCAUAUGCUAAAUAAGUUGUGUUUAGAAUGAAUAGGGUUAAAAGUUUCUUGAACCAAUAGGCGACAAAUAUUUAGCUGGUCCAAAUAAUUUCUUAGGACAUUUUAGUAAAAUUAAGGUUCCUGUAGCUUGAUGACGCUUUCAAUACAAUCUAAAAUCUAAAAAAUUCAAUCGAAUACAUGAAAUCGAUUAGUGAUAUGCAACGGUAUGUAAAAUUAUAAAUGGUGUAAAAAAAAAGAUCGUUAUAUGAAAGCUAUAAAAAUUGCUUGGUCAUGUAAAAAUCAAUAUACUUCCAGUCAUAUAUUCAAAAGACUGUCAAAAAAAUUUUGAAGACUAAUCAACAUGACUUAAAAUAGCCGUAUUUGCAAUAUAUAAAAUUUUAUAAUUAGUUAUAAUUAAUUCUUAUUAAAAUUUUAAAUAUUUUUAAUUAUGAAAUUUGUGAUCAUUUAAUUGUACAUUAAACAAUAUUGAAAAGCACAUUUUAAGAAAGUCUUAUAAAUAGUAUCUAAUAAAAAUCAUCGAGUAUGUAGUUUUUCUUUUAUAAUUUUGUAAGGAUGAUAAAUUUGCUAGCCAAACGCAUCAAUUAUAUGUUAUACUUCCAAGGCAUUUAAAUGUGCAGUAUCGCGUGCAUCAUGCGUUAAUAAAAUGUUGAACAGUAUUAUCUCAUUUUUAAUUCUGUGUAUGAUCUAAUGUUUCUUAAUGGCUUUGUAAUGAGGGAAAGUUGAAAAGCUAUCUCUCUCUUUCUCUUGUAAACGUCCAAAUUUUAUAUACUCAAAUAUAAAAAAUAUGCAAGUAUUUUAAAUUGUCCAUGCAUUUGCGAUGAAUACAUACACACUUAUAUACACAUACACACAAUUAAAUAUUUAUUGCAGAAGGGUAGAUAGCAAGAUGAUAAAUUUGAUAAAAUAUAACGAUCGGGUCAUGUCCAGCUAUGACAGAAGCUGUCUGUAUUAAUCUGUGAUAAUAGUUAAGAUAAUGUCGCCAGCUGCCACUGUAAUACUGCUGCGUGUACCUAUUCCCCGCUCCUGUUGUAAUUGAUAUCGCUAUUAUUUUUCUCUUCCGUUUUUUUUUUCUCUUUUGUAUCACUUACAUAUCUUCCUUAGAGGCAAUAAAGCGACAUCUCACAACGUGUACAUAACUUGCCAGUUUUAGUGGCAUACUCACAAAGUAUUUUAAUCGAGCAUAUUCAAUCUUGUUUACUGUUAUACAGUUACGACGUUGUAAUAUUAUUAUACAUACGUAUGAUUAUAAAUAAAUAGGAGUCUACAUGUA